AAAGACUGAACAUGUAUCUCCGUAUUAUACUUAUUCUUUGUGCCGUUGUGUCCGGCGUUAGCCGUAUUUCAGAGCCAGAUCUGAACGCUGUUAACUUUGCCGACAACAUAGCAGGACGAAAGCUGAACAAAAGCCUGAUAAGUGAAAUGGAAGUUGAUUCGGAAACUUCUUGUCAGUUUGAGUGUGUGGAGGAAGAGCGAUGUCAGUCUUACAACUUUAGAACCAUAAAGGGCGACUCAGGGAAAUUCAAGUGUCAACUGAGCGACUCUGAUCGAUUUUUUGGAUUUGCCAACUUUACUGAAGACAAAGAUUUUAUUUAUAGAGGAUUAAUGAGCGCUUGCGAGGAGGACAGGUUUCAAUGUGGCAAAAAUGGAAUGUGCAUUCCCAAUUAUGUAGAUGGCAGCGCACGAUGCAAAUGUGACGAUGGUUAUACUGGAAAAUCUUGCAAGGGGAAGAGCUGCUCUCAAUUGUUUCAAGAUGGUUUUAAUGUCAGUGGCCUGUACACCAUCAAUCCGGAUGGCGGCAAACCGAUACAAGUGUUAUGUGAUAUGACCACGGAUAGUGGAGGUUGGACCGUAUUUCAAAGACGUUUGGACGGCUCUGUUGACUUUUAUCUUGGAUGGGAAUCCUACAAAAAUGGGUUUGGAAAUCUAAACGGCGAGUUCUGGCUUGGAAACGACAAUCUUCACCGUUUAACAGCAGUUGAUGACGUCAUGAUGAGAGUUGACCUGGAAGACUUUGACGGCAACAUCACCUACGCUGAGUACAAGACUUUUAAGGUGGCAGGCGAAGCUGAUAAGUAUCAGCUUUUGAUUGGCGGAUACAACGGCACGGCUGGUGACUCUAUGACAAAACGACACAACGAUAUGCAGUUUUCUACGAAAGAUCAAGACAAUGACAUAGGCAGUUCCCACUGCGCCCAACUGUACAAAGGAGCCUGGUGGUACGACCAAUGCCAUAGGUCCAAUUUAAACGGAUUAUAUCUCAAUGGUCGACAAACCACUUAUGCUAACGGAGUCAACUGGUACGCUUUCAGGGGCUAUUAUUACUCUCUAAGACGCACUGAGAUGAAAGUUAAAACCAAGGGAUAGGAUGGUUUCUAUCGCGGGAUAACAAAUGCAUGGUAUCACGCAUGACGUCAUCAAUGCAUUGGAUUAAUCCUGACUGACUAGUAGUUUUAGCAUGAACUGCCGUAAAAGCAGGCAUAUGCUCAUUCCUUGUCAAUACUAUCCGUAUUUAAUGUCAUUUUUUGAUGGAGACCCGGUAUGUUCUAGGUUCAUCUCAGGGGAUUGUCCAUAUUGCCAUUAUUAGAUUAACCUUUAGUUUGUUUAGGUUUGUAUAGUUGCAAGUGCUCAUUCUCUUUGUGGGAGCCUCACGUGGGUGCGAGUGUCCCGUUCGCGUCUCUCCUUUGUAUGCCUGUUAAAUAUUUAGUAAUAGACUCGUUUGGGCGGCAGGUAUGUCGCCUGAUAAUGUCCGCGGCUAAGAUAUUGUCCGAAAAAUUAAUAUGUGGUCGAGAAGCGAAGCUUCCGAGGCAAAUGUGAAAUUUUGAGGACAAUCUCUCUGUAGUGGAGGGAGAAACCCUUACUGCAUGAUCAUCUUGGCCAAGAACUGAAAAAAGAGUAAUUUACCUCUUUUAAAAGAUCUCAACCGCUAGCUAUAACAAAACAAUUUAGUCAAAACAAUUUAGUCCCAGUCCCACCUCUAGAACAAAACUUUUCGCGUUAUCAAAGGGAUACAGUUUCUAAUCACCUCAUCCUUCAUUUUCCUCCUGGAGAAGUUCACGCUGUGCCUUUUGUCUUAGGGGCUGGUGGCAUAAUUUUCUACAAGGUUGUCUAUUGAUAGUUCAGUAUUGGAGGCAUUUCAGUAUUCUUUACUAUUAUUAGCAGUGAAAGUUUUCACUCUCUUUGAUAAAAUGGGUCAUACCAUUCCAGGCUCCCCACCCCUGACAUCAAUCCCUUCUUCAGCUAUAGUCCCAUGAUUUCAAGCCCUACGCGAACAUGUUGUGUAAUGAUACUAAGGUGAAUAGGUUGAUAUAGUAACAGUAGACUAUGGUGGUGGGCUAGGCACGAAGUAGCAUCCUUUAUUGUCAAAAAUCUGGGCUGAGUUUAUUCUAUAGCAGGAUUAUCAUAAGUUAUGCUCCGCUAGAGGUAAAUUAUAUUGUAGUAAACCAUUUAAAUGUUCAUUUACCCCAUGACAUUGUAGAUUCAUUGCUUUUGCCAAGUACAGAUUGUUAAUGAAUAAUUGUUAAAACUACUGAGGAAUGGUUGCAAACACAAUAACAACUUUUGCAUGUAAUUGAACCCA
Pocillopora damicornis (cauliflower coral) is the source of this 2304-nucleotide messenger RNA. Its product is annotated as microfibril-associated glycoprotein 4. The record is from RefSeq and is a predicted model, not a curated record. NCBI's taxonomy places the organism in Eukaryota, Metazoa, Cnidaria, Anthozoa, Scleractinia, Pocilloporidae.